AUGGUGCCAGGAGCCUCCGCUAUCUCUGACAGCCUCCAUCCCUCGGAGAGGCUCAGCCAGACCUGUCAGCCUGCAGAAGGUGCAGAGCCCAGGGACAGGUCUCCCAGCUUCCUUGGACCCUUGGACUUCAACAACAUGGGCGUGACCCUGAGCACUGACAUGGCCAGGGAAAGCCCCCAGGUCCAAGUGGGAGCCCAGCCUGAUCCAGGGGAGCCGUCUCAGGAGCAGGUGGAGGAGCAGCAAGUGUCCUGGAACCAGCAGCUGCAGGACCACAGCUCCCAGGUGACGGUGCUGGAUGUGCCAGCUGGCAACAGCCCGUGCCUGAAGCAGGUCAGAGCAAGGUGGCCGGUGCUGGCUGUGGCCACUGCACUGGCGGGCACUUGGGGGGUUCCUGGCAGCAUCAGGCCCUGUGAUGGAGGCAUUGUCUUCUCCUCACAGCCCGACGGCACCUGUGUUCCACUGGAGAUCGUGCUAAUGGAAAAGGUAGGCUUUGGCUGCCGCAGAAUUAUCCAGCUCCUCGACUGGUUCGAGCUGCCUGACAGCUUCGUUCUGGUGAUGGAGCGUCCAGAGCAAUCUCGGGAUCUCUUGCACAUCCUGCUGGAGCAAGAGUUCCUGAGCGAGGAGGCGGCACGCUGGCUUUUCUGGCAGGUGCUGGAGGCCGUGUGGCACUGCACCACCUGCGGCAUCCUGCACCGGGACAUCAAGCCAGAGAACCUCCUCGUCAACCCGGAGACUGGCGACCUGAAGCUGAUCGGCUUUGGUUGUGGCACCUUCCUCCAGGAGCGGGCCUGCACACAGUUUGCCGGUGAGCCCAGAGCGCGGGCCCUGCUCCCAGUGCCAGGCACUGCACAGCCCCAUUCCCUCCUGGGCCGUAGGGUGCAGCAUUCAGCCGGCUGCCGGCUGCCCUGUGGCACGGGGCAGGUGCUGUGCCCCAGGAGCCGGCUGCCAGCCCUGCCGACAGAAAGGGGCUGCAAAAGCCGGGCCCCGGCUCCUCGGCUUGGCAGGCCCACAAGGCCUUGGGCUGCUCCACUGGCGUUCUCAGCCUUGCAGAAUGGUUUCUUGGCUUUGGCCCAUUGUCAGGGGGAGGCAGGCAGGCCUUGGGGGGAAGUU
Molecule: messenger RNA, 1110 nt
Organism: Cyanistes caeruleus (blue tit)
Lineage: Eukaryota; Metazoa; Chordata; Aves; Passeriformes; Paridae
Source: RefSeq, a predicted model, not a curated record